Protopolystoma xenopodis is the source of this 285-nucleotide messenger RNA. The record is from the annotation of a GenBank genome assembly. NCBI's taxonomy places the organism in Eukaryota, Metazoa, Platyhelminthes, Monogenea, Polystomatidea, Polystomatidae.
AUGGUGGACAAAGAGAAUGUCGCCAGCGCCUCUGCCCACGGGAUCUAUGAUCUGUGCCUUGAUCCGACCGGCGUCUACUCCGAGCCCCCAGUCGCUAAGGCGAGCGUCUCAGUGAAUAGACUGGCCGCCACCGAAGAACCCGACCGAUGGGUAUGGCAUGGUGAGUGUUUCCCCGUUCUUUUCCACCUCACGCUCCGGUCGUCCGGUCGUCCGGUCAUCCGGUCGUCAGACAGACAUUAUCAAAACAGGAUACCAUUCAACAUUCCGCUGCAUAUAUUUACCUGA